Messenger RNA from Penicillium argentinense, 927 nucleotides. RefSeq names its product ribonuclease P subunit p30 family protein. Gene Ontology annotation, biological process: tRNA processing. NCBI's taxonomy places the organism in Eukaryota, Fungi, Ascomycota, Eurotiomycetes, Eurotiales, Aspergillaceae. The record is from RefSeq and is a predicted model, not a curated record. Bases 1 to 927 code for a protein of 308 amino acids. The transcript has 2 exons. Gene Ontology annotation, cellular component: nucleolar ribonuclease P complex. Gene Ontology annotation, molecular function: RNA binding.
AUGUUUUUCGAUCUGAAUGUCCCCUAUAGUCCUGAUGACUCCGACGUACCCCACACCUUAAAUUUCCUGGCAGAACUGGGUUACACUACCGUCGCCUUGUCCCAUACUAUUAGCGGAAAGCUCCCGUCAAGCCUCACUCCGCCACCUCUCCCGUCAAAUCCGCCCAAGUCCCUCCAGCUGCUGACCCGGCUCAACCUGACCCUCUCCGACCCCGCGCAGAACCAACGCCUUGCCAACCUGACUCAAGCAUACGAUCUUGUUGCUCUCCGCCCCACAAAUGAAAAGGCCCUGCUUAAUGCCUGUACCAGCCUGGAAUGUGAUGUGAUCUCAUUAGAUCUCUCGGUGCGAUUGCCGUACCAUUUCAAGUUCAAAAUGCUGUCGGCUGCUAUAUCACGAGGAAUCCGGCUGGAGAUCUGCUACGGUCCCGGAAUCACAGGAAGCGGCCUGGAUGCUCGCCGAAACCUAAUUGGGAAUGCUGCGUCAUUAAUCAGAGCCACACGGGGCCGCGGUAUUAUUGUGUCCAGUGAGGCACAAAGAGCUCUGAGCUUGCGGGCCCCAUGGGAUGUGAUCAAUUUGGCUUGUGUCUGGGGACUGUCACAAGAGCGUGGAAAGGAAGCGAUCUGCGAGGAAGCCAGGAAGGUCACGGCUCUGGCCAAGUUGAAGCGGACCAGCUGGCGGGGUAUUGUCGACAUUGUUCAUGGCGGCGAGAGUGUCAAUCGCGAGCAAACGACAACAAAAAAGAACGCACCAGCAAAGGAGGAUACGGCAUCACCAUCUAGCAACGCUGCAGACACUCUGAAACGAAAGGCUUCGCUUGGCUCCGAGCCAGCUGAGGAACCCGAAAAAGCUCUCUCAAAGAGGGAAAUGAAACGUCGCGCCAAAAAAGCUCGCCUUGAGUCACGAGGUGCACAUGCAGUCGAUACCUGA